AAACUCAAAAGGAGAGAGAUUAAAAAAGAAAAAAGAAGAAGAAAAAUUCAAAGAAAAAGCUGUAUGAUGUAUGUUUGUUCACAGUUCAGUCACAUGAAAGAUGAAACAAAUCUAAAAAGGAUCUCCACAACCCCUUUUUUUUUAGCCUUUCAUUUUGGUUUUCAUUCAAUUCCUAUUUUCCUUUUUCUCUUUUUUCUUUCUUCCUUUUCGAAAAAUAUACAAAGAAACAGAGAAAAACUCAAUUUUCUUACUGUUAUUACUCAUCACUUACUCAUUCAUUCAUAAAUCUAAAAACAACCCAUUUCUCAAAAUCCUCUUAACAGUAAUGGGUCGCUCUUCUUUUCUCUCUAUUCUUCUUCUUCUUUCUUUCUUAAUCACUCUCUGUUUCUCUAAUGGAUUUGGAAGGAAUUUGAGGAUGGUGGUGGAGCCUCUUGAUUCACAUCAUAACUCCAGAGUUCUACUAGAGGAAAGUGGAAGAAAAUGGAGGAUGAUGAAGAUGGAGACAAUGGAUUAUGCAGAUCCAGAGCCAAACACGAAUGUAAAAGGUGGCUAUGUUUCUCCACCUCCUCCUCCAAAUCAUGGAUGAAGUUUAAUUCAAUUCUCUAUAAAUUAAAACAAAGGGUUUCUUUAAUUUUUCUAUUUUGUGUUUGUGUGUGUGGGAAUGUUAUUUGUUCAUAGUAUUUGUUUGGGAAAGGUAGGGAAAGAAGGGUUUAUUGAUGUUGAAUUACCUAAUUUUAUUUUGUUUUUUUUUGUAAAGUGGGUUUGUUUGUGGAUUCAUAAAUCAUGCAUUUUAUUAAAGUUGCCUUUUUGCUUUUAAGUCUGAAAAAAGUUGGAAAAGAAAAGGGCUUGUAUAUGGUUGUAUACAAUAAAUGGGAAAUUGAAUGAGCGA
This is a messenger RNA of Cucumis sativus (cucumber), 889 nucleotides long. RefSeq lists its product as uncharacterized. The transcript has 3 exons. The coding region runs from base 326 to 586 and encodes 86 amino acids. The record is from RefSeq and is a predicted model, not a curated record. Lineage: Eukaryota; Viridiplantae; Streptophyta; Magnoliopsida; Cucurbitales; Cucurbitaceae.